AUGGGUCGGGGCCGGGGUCGGGGUCGGGGUCCGAAGAAGGGCCAGGAACAUGGACGUGGCCACUUGCAGGAGCAGGAGGUGCAUGGGUCAAGGCCAGGACCGUGCAGCCUGAAUGAAAUUUUGAACUUCCCCGACAUGGUUUUCACACGCCUUUUGGAAGGAGAGCAUGGGUCCGAGCGUAGGGCACGUUUGCAAGCACUUGUGGCCAACGGCUUGUGUUUGCACACGCAAUAUUCUGGAAAGGGCACGGCUGAAACGUGCCUAGCCCACUUGCGGCAAGCGCUGCUGGAUGCAGGCGUUCUUGCUGAAAGUGUGCCAUGGUACACUGCAUCUGCGUUCGACAGCAAGGAUUUUGCUUGCAAGGUGCUGCAGUCGCACAGUCCAGAGAGCAGACCACGGUGCAUUUUUGGAGCCAUGGAGGAGUGCUUGAGUCCAGAAGUGCGCACUGAGCUGGAUCGUAUGUGUCCGGCAAAGUCCCAAUCAGCAGUCCAGCGUCAACAUGCUUACGAUGCCAUGAAUGAGUUGUUAAAGAACGAUCUAGCCCGCGCGUUUCCUGCUCAGCACACUGCUGCGUGCCGCAUGCAUCCAGGAAAGUUGCAUGGCUGCGCAGUGUGGCCAGAGCCCUCGAGCAAGGGUGAACUGUGCAUGUUCGUGGCGGGGCAGACCUGCAAGGAUGUGUCUCGCAGAGGUUCCCGGCAGGGGUUUGCAGGGCCAAACACACGGUCCUACGUUGUGUGGCUUGGAAUGGUGCGCCAUCGCCAGCCUGACAUGUUUCUUCAUGAGAUCACAUGCUCCUCAGAGGCCGCCGAGCGUUUGGAGAAGGACCUGGGUGACUUGUACGACAUCUUGACGUGUGCCUGUGUGAGCCCACACCACCUAGGAGUUCCCGUGCAAAGACAGAGGCAGUAUUCAGUGGGAGUCCUACGCGGUAAGCUAGUGCACCUUGGGAGCUGGGAGGAGUUCUUUCAGGUCAUGGGAAGCCGCUGUGAGUUGACAGGGGCCGUGUUCUACGCAGCAUCGGCCGAGCACCGCUGCGAGGUAAGCCAGCACAUGGCGAAGAAGCAGGGGUGGUAUCACAAGCCAGGCCAGCAGCCAAGUUUGCAGGAACAGCUAACCCCAGCAGAGUUUCGCAGGUUUGCAGAAUACCAGAAAGUGGCCGGGGAACGCGGGCUAGGGCCAGGCGAAUUCUUUUGUGCAGACGUGGAUCAGGAGGUUGGCUUCGGUGACGUGUCUGUGCUGGCGCCUUGCUUGCUAAGUCAUGGCAAGAUUGUGCACGGGAGGGAGGAGUUCGUGGCCACCAGCUUGGAGCAUCUGCUGAUGAUGGGUGAGAAUGCCUUGCCCAACGUGGACUGCAAAUAUGUCUGUCCAUUCCGUGACUUUGCGUGGGAGACCAGGAUGAACUCGGGCGCAUGGAAGGACGUUGCAGGGAAUGCCAUGCAUCUUCAAGUCCUCCAUGCGGUUAUGGCGUACUUCCUUUGCUCAGUGGCCCGCAUACCGCAAGAAUUGCAGUUGAGCAGUUUCCGCAGAGGGUACACAGCAGAAGACGUGGAGAGCCAGGGUCUUGAAUCCGAGUUGCCGGAAGACGCCUCGAGUGGCGCCGCGCAGAGCAGCCAAUCUGCGCAGGCUGCAGUUGCAUCUCAGAGCCCAGACAGUGCUUGCCAGACGAAUGAAGCAGUCGCUGUCGAGCCUCAGCCUCGACCUGCGCCUGCAAAGAAGCUUAGGUUGGCGUGA
This is a messenger RNA of Symbiodinium natans, 1731 nucleotides long. Lineage: Eukaryota; Dinophyceae; Suessiales; Symbiodiniaceae. The record is from the annotation of a GenBank genome assembly.